GCAGGGGGCGGCGCCGGCAAUAACAGCAACACUCAAAAUAAAAUAAGCUCCUACCCCCCACCCCCGCCCAACCCCGCACCCUCGCCGUGGUCUUCCGACCGCCCGGGAGCCGCGGGAGGGGCUGCAGGCCGGCGCUCGGGGCCCCGCAGCCCGCGCCAAGCUCGGGGCCCAAGGAGCGCGCUCUCGCUGGGGCUGGCCGGGGCUGGCCCCCCUCCUGCCCGGCCCACCUCGGCUGAGCUCCGAGCGCCGGGGGCGUGCGGGCAACGCUACCCCCGCGGCCCCGUAGCGGGGGCAGGUCGGGCCGGCGCGCGCGCGGGAGGAGGAGGCGGCGCCGCCGUGCGCCCCGCGCGCGUGUGUCCCCGCCGGCGCCGCGGGAAUCAGCUCUUCGAGGGAUCGCGUCACAUGACUCCGCCUGCCCCCGGCCAGCGCGCAGCUCGCCGGCCCCAGCUCCCGGGCCCGGGCGCCGAGCGGCCCCCCCGGAGCGCGGCGCGCGGCGCGGCGCGCACGGACCGGGCUGCGGGCUGCGGCGCGGGGACGAUGUGAGCGCGCGGGCUCGCGGGCCUCCCAGCACCAUGCAGAAGGGGAUCCGGCUCAACGACGGCCACGUCGCGUCGCUGGGGCUGCUGGCACGCAGGGACGGCACGCGCACCGGGUACCUGAGCAAGCGGAGCUCGGACAACACAAAAUGGCAAACCAAGUGGUUCGCGCUGCUGCAGAACCUGCUCUUCUACUUCGAGAGCGACUCCAGCUCGCGGCCCUCGGGGCUGUACCUGCUGGAGGGCUGCGUGUGCGGCCGCGCACCCUCCCCCAAGCCCGCGCUGUCGGCCAAGGAGCCGCUGGAGAAACAGCAUUACUUCACAGUCAACUUCAGCCAUGAGAAUCAGAAGGCCUUGGAGCUGAGGACUGAGGAUGCCAAGGACUGUGAUGAGUGGGUAGCUGCCAUCGCUCAUGCCAGCUACCGGACGCUGGCCACAGAGCAUGAAGCUCUGAUGCAGAAAUAUCUGCACCUGCUGCAGAUUGUGGAGACAGAGAAGACAGUGGCUAAACAGCUGCGGCAGCAGAUUGAAGACGGGGAGAUUGAGAUUGAGAGACUGAAAGCUGAGAUUGCAUCCCUGCUGAAGGACAGUGAGCGCACCCAGGCCACCCAGACUGUCACCCCCAGCGAUGAAGACAGUGACAUCAAGAAGAUUAAGAAGGUCCAGAGCUUCCUGCGAGGCUGGCUGUGCCGGCGUAAGUGGAAGAGCAUUAUCCAGGACUACAUCCGCUCGCCGCACGCUGACAGCAUGCGCAAGCGCAACCAGGUGGUGUUCAGCAUGCUGGAGGCCGAGGCCGAGUACGUGCAGCAGCUGCACAUCCUAGUCAACAACUUCCUGCGUCCCCUGCGCAUGGCCGCCAGCUCCAAGAAGCCUCCCAUCACGCACGAUGAUGUCAGCAGCAUCUUCCUCAACAGUGAGACCAUCAUGUUCCUGCACCAGAUCUUCUAUCAAGGCCUGAAGGCUCGCGUCUCCAGCUGGCCCACGCUGGUGCUGGCCGACCUGUUCGACAUCCUACUGCCCAUGCUCAACAUCUACCAGGAGUUUGUGCGCAACCACCAGUACAGCCUACAGAUCCUGGCCCACUGCAAGCAGAGCCGCGACUUCAACAAGCUGCUCAAGCACUACGAAGCGAAGCCCGACUGUGAGGAGCGCACACUGGAGACCUUCCUCACCUACCCCAUGUUCCAGAUCCCCAGGUACAUUCUCACGCUGCAUGAGCUCCUGGCCCACACACCGCACGAGCACGUCGAACGCAACAGCCUGGACUAUGCCAAGUCCAAACUGGAGGAGCUGUCCAGGAUAAUGCAUGACGAGGUGAGUGAGACCGAGAACAUCCGGAAGAACCUCGCCAUUGAGCGUAUGAUCAUCGAAGGCUGCGAGAUUCUCCUGGACACUAGCCAGACCUUUGUCAGGCAAGGCUCCCUCAUCCAGGUACCCAUGUCUGAGAAGGGCAAGAUCACCCGCGGCCGCCUGGGCUCAUUGUCCCUGAGGAAGGAGGGUGAGCGGCAGUGCUUCCUCUUCUCCAAACACCUCAUCAUCUGCACCAGGGGCUCGGGCGGGAAGCUGCACCUCACCAAGAAUGGGGUCAUAUCCCUCAUCGACUGUACCUUAUUGGAGGAGCCAGAGAGCACCGAGGAGGAAGCCAAAGGCUCGGGCCAGGACGUGGAGCACCUGGACUUCAAGAUCGGGGUGGAGCCCAAGGACGCCCCACCCUUCACGGUCAUCCUUGUGGCCUCAUCCCGGCAAGAGAAGGCAGCGUGGACUAGCGAUAUCAGCCAGUGUGUAGACAACAUCCGAUGCAAUGGGCUCAUGAUGAAUGCCUUUGAGGAGAAUUCCAAGGUCACAGUGCCACAGAUGAUCAAAUCCGACGCCUCUCUGUACUGCGAUGAUGUGGACAUCCGCUUCAGCAAGACCAUGAACUCCUGCAAGGUGCUGCAGAUCCGCUACGCCAGCGUGGAGAGGCUCCUGGAGCGCCUGACCGACUUGCGCUUCCUCAGCAUUGACUUCCUCAACACCUUCCUGCACUCCUACCGCGUCUUCACCUCUGCCGCCCUCGUGCUCGAUAAGCUCAUUGCCAUCUACCGGCGGCCCAUCAGCGCCAUCCCUGCCAGGUCGCUGGAGCUGCUUUUUGCCAGUGGCCAGAACAACAAGCUUCUGUAUGGGGAACCCCCCAAGUCCCCACGUGCCACCCGCAAGUUCUCCUCCCCUCCGCCCUUGUCCAUCACCAAGACAUCCUCACCCAGUCGCCGGCGGAAGCUGUCCCUCAACAUUCCCAUCAUCACCGGUGGCAAGGCCCUAGACCUGGCCGCACUCAGCUGCAGCUCCAAUGGCUACAGCAGCGUGUACUCGGCCAUGUCGCCCUUCAGCAAGGCGGCGCUGGACACCAGCAAGCUCUACGUGUCCAGCAGCUUUGCCAGCAAGAUCCCAGAUGAGGGUGAUACAGCGGCCGAGAAGCCCGAGGAGUCCUCAGCUCUCAGCAAGCAGAGCUCAGAGGUGUCGGUACGGGAGGAGUCAGACCCAGAGCAGACACAGAGCGACGACGGUGACCCUGAGGGCUCGCCCACAAAGUCCCCCACGACGCCCCAGUCUGUGAAGAGCAAGAAUUCCUCAGUUGAAGAGGCCCCGCUGGCCUCCAAGAAAUGGGAUGUGGGGAGAGACAGAUGUGGGGACUCCAGGAACCGCCGGGACAGCCACCCUGACUGCUGGCCAGGCCCUGCUGAUGGCUCCGUACCCACAGAGUUUCCAUUUUUCUCCUACAACAAUGGGGUGGUCCGAGGUUCCUGCCGGGAGUUGGACAGUAGCCGCAGUGGCCUCUCAGCUGCCUCUGCCUUUGCCAUCGCCACCGCAGGCGCCAACGAGGGCACCCCCAACAAGGAGAAGUAUCGCCGCAUGUCCCUGGCCAGUGCAGGCUUCCCUUCUGAUCAGAGGAAUGGAGACAAGGAGUUUGUGAUCCGCCGAGCAGCCACUAACCGUGUCCUGAAUGUGCUCCGGCACUGGGUAUCCAAGCACUCACAGGACUUUGAAGCCAAUGCCGAGCUGCAGAGCAAGGUGAUAGGCUUCCUGGAGGAGGUGAUGCACGACCCUGAGCUUCUGACCCAGGAGAGGAAGGCCGCAGCCAACAUCCUCAGGACCCUGACCCAGGAGGAUCCCGGCGACAAUCAGACCACCUUGGAGGAGAUCACACAGAUGGCAGAAGGCGUGAAGGCUGAGCCCUUCGAGAACCACUCGGCCCUGGAGAUUGCUGAGCAGCUGACCCUGCUGGACCACCUGGUCUUUAGAAAGAUCCCCUAUGAGGAGUUCUUCGGCCAGGGCUGGAUGAAAGAGGAAAAGAAUGAGCGGACCCCUUACAUCAUGAAGACCACGAAGCACUUCAAUGACAUCAGUAACCUGAUUGCCUCGGAGAUUAUUCGGCACGAGGAUGUGGCCGCUCGGGCGAGCGCCAUCGAGAAGUGGGUGGCAGUGGCCGACAUCUGCCGCUGUCUGCACAACUACAACGCCGUGCUGGAGAUCAUCUCCUCCAUGAACCGCAGCGCCAUCUUCCGGCUGAAGAAAACCUGGCUCAAAGUCUCCAAGCAGACCAAGGCACUGAUUGACAAGCUCCAGAAGCUCGUGUCAUCUGAGGGCAGAUUUAAGAAUCUGAGAGAAGCACUGAAGAAUUGUGACCCACCCUGUGUCCCCUAUCUGGGCAUGUACCUCACCGACCUGGCCUUCAUUGAGGAGGGGACCCCCAACUACACGGAGGACGGGCUGGUCAACUUCUCCAAGAUGAGGAUGAUCUCCCAUAUCAUCCGUGAGAUCCGCCAGUUCCAGCAGACGGCCUACAAGAUCGAGCACCAGAGCAAGGUCACCCAGUAUCUCUUGGACCAGUCUUCCGUGAUGGACGAGGAGAGCCUAUAUGAAUCUUCUCUCCGCAUUGAGCCCAAACUUCCCACCUGAGGCUGCGGGCACCCGGACACGCGGCCGUGUACAUAGCGUGGGUGUCUUGGACCCUCCUCCUUAGCGUGUGCUUCUCCAACAAUCUGAGUCCGUCCUUGUCCUCUGGUUCCUGUCGCGCUGGCCCCCUUCCCCCCUCCCGUCCACCCCUGUUCUCCCCGCUCCACAUACCGCGUAGGCCCUGCCCGCUUCCUUCCAGCAUGUUCCCUGUGGUUGUUCUGGGGGUGGGGGGAGGCGGGAGGGGACCCGUCAUCCACAGACCUUCCGCUGACGGCCACUUUCCAGAGUCACUGCUGGCCCGCAGUGCCAGGGCUGGGCUGAGGACACGGGACUGGGGACAUGGGGCCGGGGACAAGGGGAUGGGGACAUGGGGCUGGGAUCAGCCAUCCUUGGUCCCCACCCCCAUGGCCCCCAAGGCGGGAUGCUACCUCCUCAACCAGCCUGCACCUCCCCUGUCCACCCGCACUGCCCUGCCAGCCGGGAACCACACCCGCGUCCCCCCGCCCUGGCCCGCACGCUUGUGUCGCUGCAUCGUCGUCUGUCCCUGUGACUUAGCACCUCUGAGAUGCAGGCGGGGCCUGGGGGACUCGCCCGUCACAGGGCACCUGUCGUGCUGCUCAGCACCUUCUGCUUCUGUGCUGCGGAGCUGGGGGGGCUGCCGCAAACGGCAGACAGCAGACAAAUGCCUCUGUGCAAGCAAUACCCAGUGGUCUGAGAGCCCCACUUCAAGUCUGAUGAUAUUUCAACUCACAGCUCGUUUGGAAAAAGAAACUUCCAUUUUUGUAAAAAUAUAUGUUUCCUGAUUACCUCUUGCUAAUAAAUCUAUUCUAUCUCAGGGUGAA
Molecule: messenger RNA, 5311 nt
Organism: Sorex araneus (European shrew)
Lineage: Eukaryota; Metazoa; Chordata; Mammalia; Eulipotyphla; Soricidae
Gene: RASGRF1
Product: Ras protein specific guanine nucleotide releasing factor 1
Exons: 27
Coding region: 573-4472 (1299 amino acids)
Biological process (GO): Ras protein signal transduction; positive regulation of GTPase activity
Cellular component (GO): plasma membrane
Molecular function (GO): protein binding; guanyl-nucleotide exchange factor activity
Source: RefSeq, a predicted model, not a curated record